AUGACACCCGAGCAAGGACCGACUUCGUCCCAGGGACCUCUAAUGAAACUCCCAUUAUCAGGAACAUACAGUCAACGUGAUGAGCAUUAUGGGGCAUCUUCAAGCUGGGACGACUGUGGCCAGAACUCAAUGCCCUCUUCUACUUCCCCAUUGACCAGGCGUAUGGCGGAUCUGACCUUGUUCUUCUGCCCAUGUUGUGGUUGGGACCCAAGACAUCAAGAUGGCUAUCAACAGCUACCGAGCUCUGCACCGGCAGUUUCUGGUCCAGAUGCUCCUUACAUGGCAGAAAAACAACCGUCUAUGACAAUGCCAUCAUCUGAACCGUAUGGUGACACAACUCUGAGCUCUGUUCAACAGCCAGAUUACAGCUUUCAACAAUCUAACUUGAAUGUUGCGCCCCUUGUCAACUUUCCUCUCAUCUCUGAUCAAACGGCGUUAGCGGAGCCUGUGAUGAGUGGUCCUGGGUCAACUCAUCAACCUCAUCUAUCAGCUGGAGACUUUUACGUCGCCCAAGCUUUCAAAGAGGAGCCACAGCUGGAGAACCAGGUACUAAUGCCCGGUCAACAGCUUGACACCAAGGCAUUUCCACAAGUCGGCUACACUUCCGAUCCUAGCCUUAUCGAUGCAAAUGUCAUAACUCACCAGAGCUUGGCUCCACCCGACAGCGUUUCCCAAUAUGGUAUGCUAAUCAAUACUCAACUUGGCGAAGAUACGGUGCAGAACGGGUGGUCUCUAAUGGAUCAACAAGCCAAUUAUGAAAUCGUGCUCACUAACCAAAGAGGGGGAAAGAGAGGUCCGUUCAAGGACCCAAAUCUCCGUGAACAAACUGCCCAAACCCGGAAGAUCGGUUCCUGUAUCAGGUGCAGAAUGCAAAGAAUUCGUUGUGAAAACAACCCCGAUGAAGAGGGAGGGGCCUAUAUCCGACUUUUCAAACCGGGCCAAGUACCCGGUUAUGAAUGGACACGACGAUGGACCAACAACAUCUCGGAUCCGAUACAGAGCUGGGCUACGACUGAAGAGCCCAGAACCAUCUAUCUGUCCGAGGGGCUAUCGAAUAAGUUUGUUAAGGUGAAGGUUCAACGAUUCAUUCCUCAAGCUGGUGACAAGCUGGAACGUACUUGGGAUUACAAGGGUGUCAAGAAAUCAGUAAAGAUUCCUCCGUAUGCGAUGGUCAACCUCGAGGAGGCGAAGAAAGAAUACCUGGACCACAUUGAGAAUAGCAUGCAGGAUGCUUUUACCAAGUUGCUGGGCCCACCUGAAGGCCUGCUAUUCCGAACGUACUUACGUGCUUGGAAAAUCUUCAAAGACCCGUCCACUACGCCAGAGUGUGUGGAACUUAUUCAUCAUACACUCUUGUUGUGGAUGUCGAUUCGUCUGACAACGCGGUCGAGCUUCAUUGUUGGAGAAGAGACCUUGGGGAUGAAGCAAAAUAUCCUGGACGAAACAAACCCGAACCAUGGCAAGAUCCCUCUUCCGCCUGUACUUGGCGCUCAGAUGGAUCUUAUCCUGAUUCACCACAUACAAACCAAGCUGCGAAGGGAGCUUCUGGACAAACUCCAGAAGAUGAUGUCAAAGAACAAGCAGAGCACUUGGCUAGUGACGUAUCUUGUGAUAUUCAUUCUUUUGCAUAACACAGCUCUCAUCACUGCUCAUGACGCUGGAUAUGCGAAGAAGCACGGCAUGAAGCGACGCUUUGCGCGUGAGGAGAAGGUCAAAGAAUACCACCUAGGCGCAAACAUCUUGCUCGCACACUUCCAUUACUGUAACAAGGGCAUCUACCCUUUCUCGGAAGAUUGCAAAGACCAAGACUUGCGAACACUGGCAGGCUUGGAUGAAGAAAAGAUCAAGUUUGUCCAUCAUACUAGCAACCUGGCUAGACGGCAUGCGUUGCAAUGGGAGGAGAUCCGGAACAAGGCCGUGUACGAGCAUGAUUACUUUUUUGUCAGCCAAUUGUUCGAGACCAACUGGCAACCUCGAACAACAAUAUGA
Fusarium tjaetaba is the source of this 1989-nucleotide messenger RNA. RefSeq lists its product as uncharacterized. Lineage: Eukaryota; Fungi; Ascomycota; Sordariomycetes; Hypocreales; Nectriaceae. Bases 1 to 1989 code for a protein of 662 amino acids. The record is from RefSeq and is a predicted model, not a curated record. The transcript is spliced from 7 exons.